AUGAGGGAAGAGAUCGCAGAAGCAAAGAAGGACAUCGAAGAGAAGAUGACUAAGAUGACUGAGGAUGCAGCACUUGCAUUGAAGAACGAACUGAAGCAAGAGAUUGAGAAGGAUUUACAAGAGAAAAUGGCAACAAAGGCACAAGGCAUGGAGAACGCUGAAGGGCUGAAACAAGAGAUUGACAAGGUCAAGAAGGAUUUAGAAGAGAAAAUGGCAAGAAAGGAUGCUGAUAAGUUAAAAAGCGAAUUGGAGCAGCAGAUUGGGAAAGUCCAAGAGGACUUGAAAGAUGACUUCGACCAAGUCGUUUUCUGCGAGGACAGUCUCUGGAAGUCAUUGCAACGCAUGCAACGCAAGCGAGACCGCGCCAAAGAAUUCAUCAAACAAAAGAAGUACGAAGAAGCAAAAAACCUUCAAAAAGAAGUGUGGGACGCGUGCAAGGAUUUGAAGCUCAAGGAGGACGACCGCAUGACAAUAGAGGCUCAGCACCAGUACGCGACCACACUUCAGUUGCAGCGGAAGUUUACAGAUGCAGAACCGCUUCAACAGGAAGUCUUGAAAGUGGCAGAGGGCAAGUUCAAGGAUGAUCCGUUGACCUUGGAGGCUAUGCACAACCUGGCCUGCACACUGUGGCAUUUGGGCCGACUUCCUGAAGCAAAAAUCCUUUACGAGAAGGUCGUGCAGAAGUACAAGCAUGCCAAGCAGGACGAUUUGGCCCAGCAGUGUCAGAAAGAUCUUGAAGCGAUCCGGAAUGGCAAAAGUGCGGAAGAUGAGGGAGCCGAAGUCAGAGUUGCUCCUCGAGGUCCUACGUCUGGUUCACAGAAAAAGCAUGUGAUGCUGUCUGGUCGCUUCAAUAAUGACAAUAUUCUAGCCUACAUCAAGGAUGUCAAGGCUGAGCUUAAGAAGCAGAACAUCGAUGUCUUCAUGGUGGAGAAGGGAACCGGGGAAGAGUAUGCCGGAGCAACGAUGUGGGGAAUGUACAACGCAAAGGCCAUGGUGAUCUUCGGUACUGAUGAAUAUGGUGCCAAGACAGGAGCGCAAUAUGAGACGUACUAUGAGCUGCAAUAUGCGCAUCAGGAGAAGAUAUUCCUAAUUCCUUUGCAGCUGGGUGAGGAAUGGCCUCCCAAGCCUACCGACAAAGAUGGAGGAAACUUAGGGGCGAUCCAAAAUUUUUUUGUUCUUCGUCCCACCAUACUUAAAUUGGAAGAUAUCAAGAUGGAAAAGGCUGUUCUGAUGGCACAGAAGAUUGCUGAAGCCGUCCGUCGACAUGACAAGGAGGAGGAGGAGGAGGCGAAAGGAAGUCCAAAGCAGCAGGCAUCAAGUGUUGCAGCAUCAGGGCCAUCAAGCGUUGCAGGCCCAGGGGAGGAGGCCUCUGCUGGGGCUCACUUGAAACAAGAGUAUGAGGCCGCCCAAAAGGAAUUGAAAGAUUUGAGAGAGCUCAUCCAAAAAACGAGUGCUGACAUGGAGUCCGAGAGAACUGCAACGACAAAACAGAUGGAUGCACUCCACCAGGAGUUUGACGCACUCAAGAAGAUUACUCUGACCUCAAAGGAUGUCGAAGAGAAAACCGACAAAAUUGGUGGCCAACUCCAAAACUUGAUCCAGGAAGCUCAGAAGGCCAACAAGGAUGAGACCAGGGCUGUAUCGACGAGGCUUGAUGAAGAGGUCAAACACCUCCAAGCAGAAGUUCAAAAACGAGAGGCGUUGGCCACUGACACACGGGAAUCCAAGGCACAGAUGGAGCGUCGGAUGGAUCAAGUGGAACAGCAGAUGAAGGACUCUAUGAAGCAGACUUCAGAUCAGAUAGAUUCGCACCGGCGGCGCGCCGAGGCACUCGCUGCUAGUCAGGAGGAAUUGCAGCAACAAGCGCGGCAGGCAAGAGCAAGCCUGACAGGGGAGGUUCGCGAACUUGGAGCGAAACUGGAGGAGGAUGCGAGACAACGUGGAGCCAAACUGGAGGAGCGUGGAGCCAAGCUGGAGGAUGAUGUGAGACAUCGUAUCAAGGGCUCAGAGGAGAAGCUUCAGAAUGCAUUGGAUGAAAAAGCCAAAGAGGUGAAGACAGAGUUGAAUCGCAGGUCUGAGGAACAGGAACGAAAGCUACGGCAGGAGAUUCAGGGCUACUCCGAAAGAUCCGAUGACAUCAAAAGGGAUCUCAAGGCCUCGCAGGACCGCGUCGCCGAAGUGGAACAUUUCAUUCAAAGAUUGAAGUGUCUGUAG
Molecule: messenger RNA, 2214 nt
Organism: Durusdinium trenchii
Lineage: Eukaryota; Dinophyceae; Suessiales; Symbiodiniaceae
Source: the annotation of a GenBank genome assembly